AUGAAGUCUCUCCGAUUCAUUAGCGCCGAAGCGUUUGUGUCAAAUGCAGAGUUUGCCAGGAAGAAUCUCGGUGCCGUUGCCCAUGAUCUUUUUCCGCUUCUUUUUAAAGCCAGCUAUUUACUGGAGCAAGGGGAAGUGAUUCACGACUUGGUAGAGAACUGGCCACUUUUUGAUUUUAACAUGGGAAAACUUUUGGGAGCUACUAUGGACUACCAGGAAGACCUGAGCCAUAGAACAUGCUCAGUGUGCUUGGAAAGCUGUUUGACAGGGCUGAGAGACUAUGUGCUGAAUCAGUCUUCUCCCUACAUGAAAAAGUUGAAAGUGGUCGACCUGACGGGUAUAAAAGAUGUUGAAGUUCAGUUUUGUAAGUGCAAGAAGACAAUGGGCAGGUGGGCCAGGACACAGCUGCUCUCUAAGCUUUGUUCAGAACUGCUGGUUUACCUGCAGCAAGCACAGUGCAAUCCAGGUACCUUUGAAAUCAGUAUCAAUGUGCUAAUUGACUUGUUUGUUACAGAGAGGAACUAUGAGCUGGUCGUGCAGGCCCUGUUGAAGAAAUGCAGUUGUCCACUGAAAAUCUGCUGUGUGGCAUUCAGAUCUGACAACCUGACCUUGCAGAAAUUCUUCUAUAUCAUAAAGCUCACUGAUCCCUCCUUGUUGCGCAAACUGGAAAUUGUUCAUAAUGUUCACUUGGAAAUGGAACACUUGGAAAUGCUCUUCAACAGUAUCCACUUCCCUCUAUUGAUGUCCUUGACCUUGCCAGCACGAACAUUUAAUGUGAGGAGGUUCACAGCUACAGAUGAACAGAUGCUUGCUAACGUUGGAGAAAAGAUGGGUGAAAUGACGCAGCUCACUGAGCUGAGUAUGUCAUUUUCUAUACUCACUGGAAGAAUACAGAAACUUCUCAGCCCACUAAAAACUCCACUGAAGAUGCUGGAUGUUUCUAACUGCUCCUUGAACCAUGCUGAUAUGGCCUUUUUAGCCAAUAGCUUCCAUGCCAAUCACUUGGAAGCCCUGGACUUGAGUGGUCACGAUAUACCUGAGCUUUACCCAUCAACAUUCUUUAGGCUCCUCAGCCAUUGCUCUUCAGUGCUCAGGAGCCUUACCCUGGAGGACUGUAAUAUCCAGGACACUCAUGUCAACAUGUUGAUUUUAGGUUUAAGUCCUUGUCAGAAGCUACAGGAGUUUAAGUUUAUUGGAAACCCACUGUCAUCCCAAGCACUUAAACACCUUUUCACUUUUUUCUGUGAGCUGCCAAUGCUGAAAAAUGUGGAGUUCCCAGUUCCAAGGGAUUGCUACCCUGUUGGCAUCACAUAUCCCAUUGAUGAUUCCAGUCUUUGCAGAUUUGAUCACCAAAAAUAUGAAAGGGUAGCAGAGGAGCUUAACCUCAUUUUACUCCAAGCAAAUAGAGAGGAUGUGAAGGCUUCAACGCCUCUCUUUGGGAGUUAUGAUGCAGCUGUUCAGGAGACAAACAAUGAACUGGGAGCUUAUUUGAUCAAGUCCUUCAAGGAGACUUUAGAGAAGUUCACUACUUCAUUUAACAAAACGAGUUAAAAUUGUAAAAUUGUAAAGUAGUGAUGAGAUGAUCUGCCAAAUCAGAACUUAAUUUAGUCUUUUGUAGACCUGCACCUUCAAUCAUCAGUUGUGAAUUUUCUUCAGUUUUUUGGCUGAAUUUACUAUUGUUUGAAUAGCCUCUAAUUACCUGAGGUAUUGUAACUUAUGCUAUGACUAUUGCAUACACCUUACACAAGCACUACUUGAUCACAAAAGAGGAGAGGACACUUAAGAGCACAUUAUUUUAUACAAAUGCACUUUUUCUCAGUAAAUCAAAUAGGUGUUUAAGCUUGGCUGAUUCCUUAUACAGGUUCCCUUAGAUUUGUCAGCUGGUCUGGUAGCCCUGCAGAAAAAGCAGGGAAGUCCUUUCCCAAGUCCAGCUGGAUGUUCAAAAGACUGUGCACAUAUCCUCAUGUGUGGCUCCCUAAACUGAUUUUUUUUUCCUGCUCAUGACCUGAAUUCACCAAUCUGUGUUUUAUGGUAUAUUCCCAGUAAUGGAGGAUAUGUAUAUUCCCAAUAAUGCAAGAUGUGUAAUAGCCUCUAUAUCCCUGCGCCUCUUUCUUCUGCAGA
Sturnus vulgaris (Common starling) is the source of this 2121-nucleotide messenger RNA. It is a transcript of the gene LRRC14B, whose product is annotated as leucine rich repeat containing 14B. NCBI's taxonomy places the organism in Eukaryota, Metazoa, Chordata, Aves, Passeriformes, Sturnidae. The record is from RefSeq and is a predicted model, not a curated record. Gene Ontology annotation, cellular component: cytoplasm.